Arabidopsis arenosa is the source of this 771-nucleotide messenger RNA. The record is from the annotation of a GenBank genome assembly. Lineage: Eukaryota; Viridiplantae; Streptophyta; Magnoliopsida; Brassicales; Brassicaceae.
UGUGUCAUGGAGCUUGUAGAACCAACAAUGGGGAAAGAAAAUAGCAAAGUUGUAGUUUUGGAUUUUUGGGCAAGUCCUUACGCUAUGAGGACGAAGAUUGCGUUGAGAGAGAAAGGAGUUGAGUUUGAGGUUCAGUACAUCGACGAGACGUGGACCGAUGCUGCAUCUUUCUUGCCCACUGAUCCUCAAUCUAGAGCCACUGCAAGGUUCUGGGCUGAUUUUGCUGAUAAAACGAUAUCAUUUGAAGGAGGGAAAAAGAUUUGGGGAAACAAGAAAGGAGAAGAACAAGAGAAAGGCAAGAAAGAGUUUCUUGAGAGCUUGAAGGUUCUUGAAGCUGAGCUUGGAGACAAACCUUACUUUGGAGGAGAGACCUUCGGUUAUGUAGACAUAACUCUUGUCCCAUUCUACAGUUGGUUCUACGCACUCGAGAAAUGUGGUGACUUCUCUGUCGAAGCUGAGUGUCCGAAGAUCGUGGCUUGGGGAAAGAGAUGUGUGGAACGAAACAGUGUUGCUGCUUCAUUACCUGAAUCUGAGAAAGUUUAUCAACAAGUCCUUAAGCUCAGACAGAUUUUUGGUGUUGAAUGAAUGCAGUUAAAAAAAACAAAGACUUCUUCUAAUGUUUUCACUUUUUCAAUUUUCUGUUUUAUCUUUGUUUGUUUUUCGCUUCUGGUGUAUGUAUGAUUCAUCUAUUUAAAUGGUCUAUGGAGAUGUUUUAUUAACCAAAAAAUUGUCUGCCUCCGAAGGAUAAAGUUAUAAAAAGAUCAAUUAUUC